Messenger RNA from Rotaria sordida, 690 nucleotides. NCBI's taxonomy places the organism in Eukaryota, Metazoa, Rotifera, Eurotatoria, Philodinida, Philodinidae. The record is from the annotation of a GenBank genome assembly.
AUGUUGAAUCAUUUUGGAAGAAUAAUAUCUAAUGAAUUAUCAUUAAAAUCUAGUCAAUCAGCACCAAUUAUUUUAAAUAAUCAAAAUCAUAAAAUUUUAAUAAAUUCAAAAUCAAAAGAAAAAAAUAAUUCAUCAAUAAAAAAAGUAUCAUCAUUAUUGAAUAUUAAAUCAGCUGUAGAACUUGAUAAUCGUACAAAUGCACAAAAAAGUCAACAAGAUUUAGAUGCUAUGCAUCAAAUCGUUGAUCAAACGGAUAAUGAUCUUCGACAUGCACUUGAACAUGCAAGUUUAAGACGUGAACAACUUGAUGAAUUACAUUUUCGAUCAGAAGAAAUGCUUAGCAAAAAUGAAAACCUUGUAUUUGGUAUUACUAACUAUCGUAAAACUCAAGAACGUGAUCUUUUAUGGCGACGAUUACGAUACGUUGCAUUUGGAGCUAUUACAAUAGGUAUUAUUAUUCUUUUAGUUAUUUUAAGUAUGAUUAGUAGACGAUCGGCAUCUUCAUCUCAAGUAAUUGAUGUACGACAUAUCAAUGAUGAGUCAUCAAAUAAAAAUAACAAAGAUAUAACUUCUACAAUGAAAUUAAUAGUAUCUCGAAGACGACGACGUGAAAAAGCAAUAUUAACAGAAUUAAAUGAAUUUUUAUCUUCGAAAUCUGAAUAUUUUUUAUUAUCUGAUAAUAAUCUUUAA